AUGAGUUUCAAAGUGUCAUCAUUAAACAUGGAAUUUGAUCAGCAAAGUAUUAGCAGUACAGGGAGUCGCCAUACAUUCGAGCGUCCGGGAUCUGAUAUCAAGCUGGCUGGAUAUUUGAAAAAAUUAAAGACGAUGAAGAAGAAAUACUUCGUCUUACGCUCCACGAGCUCCAGCGGGCCUGCCCGUUUAGAAUACUACGACUCGGAGAAGAAGUUCAAAGCAGGCCAACCACCCAAGCGCCCCAUUCACCUGCACACCUGCUUCAACAUCAACAAGAAAGCAGACGGUCGGCACGGCAAGUACGGGAUAGCACUGUACACCAGCGAGGAAUGCUUCACCGUUCUUGCAGACUCCGAGAAGCAGCAGGAGGCUUGGCUGAGUGUCAUUUUGGAGUUUCAGAACGAGUACCUGCCGGAUGGUGAUAUGCAUAAGGAGCAUUAUGAGCAUGUCUGGCAGGUGGUUCUACAGCCUCGAGGCCUGGGCCAAGGGCGAGGAUCCAAAGGCAAGUAUCGGUUGUGUCUCAACAGUUCCACAGUUUCUCUGGUGAAGACGAACUCAAGCCAGCCGCAGUUUACUAUACAGUUGGUGACCAUUCGAUCUGUGGCCCAUCACGAGAAUUCCUUCCGCCUGGAAGUUGGAAACUAUGCCCCCACUGGAGCAGGGGAGUUCUGGUUUACUGUGGAGGAUGCAACCAUAGCUAAAGAGAUGCAUGAGACCCUCUUACAGUACAUGAAUGCCACAGUAAGGGAUCCCAGUAUGAGCAGAGAUCAGCGGACAAGAAGAAGUGAGGUCCAUUCUCAGCCGGUGACUUACUUUCCACCCACCUCGCUGGAGACGCAUUCUCCUGGCAGUCCCAACUUUCACAUUGACUACCCAGGGUCACAUCGCUUGAGGUCAGAUUCAAGAGCGUCUCGAGCCAGCAAGACAAGCUUCCAUGAAGAUUUCAGUCCCGGGUUUGCUCAAAGUUACACUGGAGAGCACCCAGGGGUGGUGAUGAGAGAGCACUUCAAUGUGGUUCCCCCGGAUAUGUCUCCACCGCCUUCUCCAGGAUGUCUGGAUGAUGAAAUGAAUGCGUAUUUGGCGAUGGACAUGGAUAAGAACCAGCAGAGAUCCAGCGUGUCAUCUAUCACUUCACAGAAUACAAACUCACUCUCGUAUUUCUCAAUGGAAGCUCAUGCAACACCUCAUUCAG
This is a messenger RNA of Candidula unifasciata, 1192 nucleotides long. The record is from the annotation of a GenBank genome assembly. NCBI's taxonomy places the organism in Eukaryota, Metazoa, Mollusca, Gastropoda, Stylommatophora, Geomitridae.